Penicillium digitatum Pd1 is the source of this 1758-nucleotide messenger RNA. Lineage: Eukaryota; Fungi; Ascomycota; Eurotiomycetes; Eurotiales; Aspergillaceae. The record is from RefSeq and is a predicted model, not a curated record.
AUGGCCGAACCCAAGGCCUCAGAUGCCAUCACACCGGUGGAUGGCCUUCCCGAAGAUGGUUACUCUUCGACCGCCGGACCCGCUUCGGAUUCGUCCAUGACAAAGGUCAUUCAGAAUGCAAAGGUAGCCACAGAGAAGGAGCAUUCCAUGACACUGAUGCAGGGAAUCCGGUUAUAUCCUAAGGCCGUAGUUUGGAGUGUGCUCAUCUCUACUUGCAUUGCCAUGGAGGGUUAUGACAUUAGUUUAGUCAACAACUUCUAUGCAUUCCCGCAAUUCAACCGCAAAUAUGGGGAGCGACUAGCCAAUGGCACAUAUGAAGUAUCCGCAGCGGUAUGUCUAACCAAUUCCGGUGGUUCCAUCUCGUGGAAUGAAUGGCAAGCAGGUCUGAGCAACGGUGCUUACUGCGGCGAAAUCAUCGGUUUAUUCAUCAACGGUUGGGCUUCGGAACGCUUCGGUUACCGGUACACGAUUAUGGCUUGCCUCGUUCUUGUCAGCGCGUGGACGUCAAUCUUCUUCACGGCCAAGAAUGUGCAAUCCUUGCUUGUAGCGGAGAUUCUCUGUGGUAUUCCCUGGGGUGUUUUCCAGACUUUGACGAUUACCUACGCUUCGGAGGUGUGUCCCGUGGCACUGCGAGGAUAUUUGACGACCUAUGUCAAUUUCUGCUGGGGCCUUGGUCAGCUGAUUGGCAUUGGGGUGAUUAAGGGCAUGUUGAGCCGGACCGACGAAUGGGCCUACCGGAUUCCGUACGGGCUGCAAUGGAUGUGGCCGCUGCCACUCUUCACUGGAAUUUGGCUGGCUCCCGAAUCUCCGUGGUGGUUGGUUCGGAAAGGCCGCACGGAAGAUGCGAAACGGUCCCUGAUACGCUUGACCAGCAAAAGUCAAGGGGACUUCGAUCCCGAUGAGACGAUCUCGAUGAUGGUUCACACUACUGCUCUGGAGGAAAAGAUUACCAAAGGUGCGAGCUACCUGGAUUGCUUCCGGGGUACCGAUCGACGCCGCACAGAGAUUGUCUGUAUGGUCUGGGCGAUUCAGAAUCUUAGUGGAAACUCCUUUUCCAAUUACUCGACCUACUUUUUGGAACAGGCUGGGUUAAGUUCCGCUAACUCGUAUGCCUUUGCGAUGGGUCAGUAUGGCAUCAAUAUGGUUGGCGUGUUUGGAUCGUGGUUCCUCAUGACACUCGGAAUCGGCCGGCGCACGUUGUAUCUGUACGGUCUCUGUGGUCUGUGCGCCAUGCUCCUGAUCAUGGGUUUCCUUGGUCUUGUUCCUGAAGAGCAUAAAACCCAAGCUUCCCUGGCCACGGGCGCCAUGAUGUUGAUCUGGGCCCUAUUCUACCAGCUAACGGUUGGCACGGUCUGCUUCUCUCUUGUAGCCGAGCUCUCCACCCGCCGACUUCAGAUCAAGACAGUCGUUCUCGGCCGCAACUUAUACAACAUCGUCGCCAUUGUCUGCGGCGUUCUGACGCCUUAUAUGCUGAACCCCGGCGCUUGGAACUGGGGCAACUACGCUGGUUUCUUUUGGGGUGGCAUCUGCUUUCUGUGCAUCAUUUAUACUUACUUCCGCGUUCCCGAGCCUCGCGGCCGCUCGUUUGCCGAGCUGGACCUGCUCUUUGAGCGCGGCACUAGCGCUCGCAAGUUUGCAACGACCCAGGUGGACGUUUUCGAUGAGACUAUUGAGAGCCGCGCGGUUGAUGAUUACCGGGCGGAGAAGAACGACCCUACCGAUGAGAGUCAAUUGGAGAAAAACCACGGUCCGAUAUGA